AUGCCUGGCUUUGAGUAUUCCUCAAGCCCUCCCUCAACACCAAAUAGAAGCACCAAUAGUCGAUUCAGUUUCGGAACCUCAAACAAUCCAUCAACUACGCCUGCUGGAGCCCCUCCUUCAUCGGCCGGCUCUUAUACUCCCGCUGGACCUGCACCAUCGUCGUUUUUGGAAAGCACUAUGCGAAGCCCAACCCCAAACAAGUCGGCUUUUGGAUACUCAGAAUACUCACAGCAAUCGGAAUUCGGUCAUUCUCAAUCAGACUUCGGUCAUUCCGAGCUCCAGAGCCCACAGUUCUCCUCUCCUCUCUUCACACGACCGACAUCAAAACCACAGAGGGCGGUAUUUGGCAACAAAACUCAAAAGUCGCAAAGGAGUUUACGAUCGCUAUCGGGAAGUGAGGAGGAAGAGGAUGAUGAGGAUGAAGAAAAUACUGGAUUUGAUGCAAAGACUCGCAAUCGCUUCGCAGAUUCUUAUGAUGACGAACAAGAUAUGGAGAGUGAAGAUGCCAGCUACGAGGACGAUGACAUAGACGACUAUCGCGGAACAAAGUCAAUGAACCGCAACAUCUUUAAUCAGCACAGCAAUUCGGUUCGGUUUGCAAGCACAUCUGGUGGACAAAUGCGACAGAGUAUGGGAAACGAUUCGAUAGACUUUCAGGCAUCUUUGGCGCAAUCACAAAGUAAAAGGGUGCCCGCUUCGGAUUUUGCUGGAAUCGCGAAAACCCUAUCUGAAAGCCAGGGAAUACCAGCUGUAGAUGAAGAAGAUGAUCUAAUAUUGAAGACGGAGGCAAUAAUUACAAGACUUUACGAACAGGGUGUGGGAAAGGCAGACAACGAAGAAAAACUUCAACGUGCUUUGGCACUCAUACCAAGCGAGUUAACAGCACUUUGGCAGGAGUACAGUGAACGAAGCGGAGUCUACAAUGAGCAGGAGUACGCUUCGAUCAUUGGCCCAGGUCCAGCAGCCUCAGAAUUUGCAAAGGCUAAUUACCUGGCUCAUCUUGCAAUGCAAAUCCAUCACUCAAAACCGGUGGAAAAGGGAUUUGCAACCGUGGUUAAGCCUCUUCCCAAAAUCAUGCUAGAUUGGCUGGAGGAGUUUCAUGAUCCUUUUCCACAACAACUUGAAGAAGUUCAGGCUACCAGACCGAGCCCUGCUUCUCAUCACUUAUUCUGGACUACUAUACUUAACAAUGUCGUUCGUGGGCGACUUGUAGCUGUUAUCAAUUGCCUCAAAAGUGCUGGUUGGAGGUACUCGUGGUCUGAUGCUGACGAUAUUAAUGCUCAAGGCGGGGCAGACGGCUUUACUGGAGUAGCCCUGACCAAUGUUGAAAAGGUAGUAGAGGAUGCGACCAAUGUUCUCUCUCUAUGUCCGGCAAUAAAUGGAGACUGGAACAUCUAUGGAAAUGAUUGGAGAUUGUUUCGACUUCGGAUAUCACAGGCUACGGAGGAUUUAAAACAAUUCGCAGAAGGUGGUUCUCGCCAUGAAUCAAAUCGAUUUGGAAAGUCUUCCAUGAGGAGUAGUCUAGGUGGAGACUAUAGUAAGCUUGCAAAGAGGGCUGCAAGUAGGGUACCAUGGAAUAUCUACCAGAACCUACUUACACUUUAUAGUUUGGUUAUGGGAGAGUCCAUCCCUAUUAUUGAAAAUUCCCAGGAUUGGUGUGAAGCAACUAUCGGUUUGCUUGUAUGGCAUGAUGAGGAGAAAGACGACAGACGUUUAGCUCCUGGGCGAUCGAUAAAUAGUCUUCGCGCUUCCGCCAUCAAUUAUGAGUCAGAAAAUGAUCUUCGCAAACUUCAACGAGCAUUUGAGGUUGUAGCUGCAAGCAAUACCGACUUUCAUGUUAAUAGCAACGAUAUGGUUGAAGUGGGAUUAGCUUGUCUAUUUCAAGGUGACACUGAGUCCCUCAUUUGCAUUUUGCGCGCUUGGUCUGGCCCUGUAUCUUCCGCUUUAGCUGAAGUCGCAUCGUUGGCGGGGUGGCUUCCUCGUACCGAACCUCAAGGUUUACUUGCAAAUGGCGAACUUGACCAAGAAGACCUUGAUCUCAUCAAUCUUGGCGCACCAACAGUACAGGAUGGCGUCAAAGACCUUACUCUCAUUACAUAUGCAAGGUCAUUACAAGAGCUGCCGGAGUUGACUGCAGUGAUUGGACACGCCGAGAUAACAAAAGAAGGAUGGGAACUAGCGAUCGCUGUAUUGGGCCGACUUGAUUCGGAAAGGAGAUCUGAAGAGAUGGUGGGUGAAAUCAUGAGAACAGUUAAGUUAGAUAGUGCUGGGAUCGUCGAUAAACUUUGGCGAUUACUCAAUGAUCUUGAUAUGAGUUCUCAAGCCGAAGCCAUCGCAAUGUCAUAUGCCGAUUCACUUGCCCGAGACAACAUUUCACCCGGUGAAGCCUUGUGGUAUUAUGCUUUAGCUCAUAACUCCGCCAAGGUUAAAGAUGUUCUUGAUACUCUCAUUCAAUUAUGUUUGGUAUAUUCGACAGCCUAUCCUCCAGAGGCCGAGCUUGAUGAUCAUUUGCAGCGAUUAAUCUCAUCUCCAAAGAAUGCUUUGAAUGAAAUGUCUAGUAUGGAUCUCGAAGCUGCAGAACUUGUUCAUACUUCAUUGAGCGGAUACGCAACGCUCCGUAGGUUUUAUACCUUGAGAGACCAAGAAGUCAUGUUAUCACCAGGUUCCAAACCAGCAAUGGGUGCAAUCACCCGAAGGUCGGAAGCAGCCAAUGCUCUACUAGCAUUGAUAAUCAGUUCCGACGACAACAUUCGCGGUGGUAUCUACGAUGAAGAUCGUGGGGCCGUCAUCCCUGUUCAUUACAUUCUUGCGCUCUUAGGCGAAGCCAUGCCCUUCGUUAACCAGCCCGACUCUCUCCUCAACACCUCUCAAAUCGAUAUUCUCCUCCGCACGAUCGAAGAUAUCCAGGGUAUCGGUCCGCGUAUUUAUGCCGUCUGCAACGCUUUUCUCGAAACGGUCAUUAAAAACGCUUCGGGUCUAAAGGGCUCUAAUCCCAUGGACUUAUUAAGUCAAUCGUCAUCGGGUACCUCUGGGAGCUUCUCAAUGGUAGGAAGUUCAAUGAUGGCGUCGCAAUUCCAUAAAUCGGUUACGGCGAGUGGAAUUUUGAUGAACAAGGGGGUAUUAAGAGGGGUUGGGAUUGGAGGAAAGGGAUUAGUGCGGGCAUGA
Messenger RNA from Botrytis fragariae, 3165 nucleotides. RefSeq names its product putative nuclear pore complex subunit nup85 protein. The record is from RefSeq and is a predicted model, not a curated record. Gene Ontology annotation, cellular component: nuclear pore outer ring. NCBI's taxonomy places the organism in Eukaryota, Fungi, Ascomycota, Leotiomycetes, Helotiales, Sclerotiniaceae. The transcript has 2 exons. Bases 1 to 3165 code for a protein of 1054 amino acids. Gene Ontology annotation, molecular function: structural constituent of nuclear pore. Gene Ontology annotation, biological process: positive regulation of DNA-templated transcription; mRNA export from nucleus; protein import into nucleus.